AUGACUACACCCAUUGCUUCAUAUAAAGAACGUAAUUUUAUAGCUGUAAUUGGGGAUGAGGAUUCAGUAACUGGUUUAUUAUUAGCUGGAAUUGGUCAUGUUAAUGGACCCAAAAAAAACUUUCUUGUUGUAGAUUCUAAAACUACAUUAUCAAAGAUUGAAGAAACAUUUAUUGAAUUUACUAAAAGAAAAGAUAUUGCAAUCGUUCUGAUAAAUCAACAUGUUUAUCCUGAAAAAGACAGUGUUCUUAAACGUGUUCAACGUUUAUUUG
Molecule: messenger RNA, 271 nt
Organism: Entrophospora candida
Lineage: Eukaryota; Fungi; Glomeromycota; Glomeromycetes; Entrophosporales; Entrophosporaceae
Source: the annotation of a GenBank genome assembly